AUGGAACCAAAUGAGAUAAACUUACACAUAGGCUCGAUAACUGCGGAUACGAGGGAAACUCCAGUCCAGUGCUUCCCUUUGGUGUGGACUCACCGGAAUAAUUACGCCAGAACAGUAACACGGUUGUUCAAACGAGAGUGGUGUGGCUAUGAACGAAUCCUCAGUAGUAACGACGAGUAA
Opisthorchis viverrini is the source of this 180-nucleotide messenger RNA. RefSeq lists its product as hypothetical. NCBI's taxonomy places the organism in Eukaryota, Metazoa, Platyhelminthes, Trematoda, Opisthorchiida, Opisthorchiidae. The transcript has 2 exons. The record is from RefSeq and is a predicted model, not a curated record. The coding region runs from base 1 to 180 and encodes 59 amino acids.